AGGCGGUGUCGAUGGGGGGGUCCUUCAGACCGUGGCGCGCAGGACAGCCCCAUGGCGGACUUCGUUGCCGCGAGGGUGACGAGUGGAGCGCAAAACGCGCAGAUGCACGGAGACGCGGCCUCGUCUGGGCCCGGCGGCGACGAUGCCGCCGCCGCCGCGGGCAGGGCAGGCGUCGGUGGCAACGCAGCGCCCGGAGUUUCAAACGCCGGUCCCAGGAUGUUGCAGCCUCCACGGUUCCCAUCAGUACCCCCACCUGGUGGACCUCCACCCAGCGGCCUCCCACCCGGAGGCCCACCUCUAAGUGGCCCCCCAGGGGCAGGGAUAAGAAGUGGGCCCCCACCACCACUGCUGCAGGGACCCCCGCCUCCCUUCGGCAUGGUGCGCGGCAUGCAUCCAUUUGCGCGGUCGCCUUUCGACCCGAACAUGCCGCCAAUGACGCCACCGGGAGGGAUGCACCCUCCUCACAUGCCACCACCGCCACCUCAUCUGCAGAGACCACCGUUUAUGGGACAUCCGGGAAUGGCGGUGCCCCCUGGAAUGUUGUUCCCACCUGGAGUGAUACCUGGUGGCGCUCGUGUACCAACGCCCUUGGCAGCUGCUAACCAAACUCAAACGUCGACGCAGCCGCAAACUCAGCCCCAGAACGUGGUCACACAGGCCCCAGGAACGACCACAUCUGUCGGCCAAACUUCCACGCCAUCCCACGCUCCUGGGCUGGUGGCGACUUCGGCAAUGGUUCUCAAUGCCGCAGUGGAGGAGAUAUGGGUUGAAAAUAAGACUCCUGAUGGGAAGGCUUACUUCUAUAAUGCACGGACAAGGGAAUCCCGCUGGACGAAGCCAGAUGGAGUUAAGGUUGUGCAACAGUCGGAGCUUCCGAUGGUCAUGGAAGCACUGGCGAGUCAAGUGGCGGCUGCAGGACAAGUCUCGGCAGUGAAUCGUGCAACAGCCGCUGGUCAGGAGCAGGCAGGAGUCCAACAGAACCAGGCUCUCCAUCAUCAACCCGCGAGCACGGCCGCUAAUACAGCAAGCCCAAGUAUGUCACGCCCAGCCGUAGGAACCAGCAGUAGCCAUGUUCCAUCUGCGUUGCUGCCCACCCCUGCCACACCUGCCCAGCAAGGCCUUCUUCCCACUCCUUCAGGGAAUGCCCCACCUGGUCUGCUGCCAACUCCAAACUCGUCUCCUACCGCCUCUGCAGCUGGAAGUAACACUGCACGGGCAUCUUCUGUACAGACCACAGCAAGCCAAACAGGCAGCCAGACGGGCAUUGCCAUUACCCACACUGUUUCUGGGUUAUCAGCUCAGACAGGAGCUCCAACACGGGCCACGAUCUCAGUGGUGGCACCUCCCAUGCCAACCUUCCCUCCAGGAUUGGUGCCUCCUUUCAGAAUUCCCAUCCCAGGAAUGCAUCUCCCACUUCCUGUCUUUUACAACCCUGUUGGUGGUAUAGGUCUGAUUGCAGGCAUGCCACCACCACUAGUGCCCAUGAUGCCGCCGCCAGUGGCCGUGGCAGUGGCCAUUUCCACGCCGCAAGGCCUCGUGCUGCCCCAGCCAUCGGCUGAGUGGACAGAGCACAAAACGGCCGAUGGGCGCACGUACUACUACAACAUCCGUACGCUCGAGUCCACCUGGGAGAAGCCUGCCGAGCUCAGGGAGAAGGAGAAGAAGGCACAAGAGAAGGAUGCGGAGAAGAAAGAGCAGUCGCCAAAGGAAAAGGAUGGAGAAGACAUGGAGGUGGACGGUGAGAAGACAGAAAAACUCGAGGUGAAGCAGCCGGAGCCCCAGCAGGAGGAACUGACAGAAGAGGAGAGAGCGGCACAAAAAGCCAAACCCAUAGCUACGACUGCGGUUCCGGGCACCCCAUGGUGUGUGGUGUGGACAGGUGACGAGCGAGUCUUCUUCUUUAACCCGACGACACGCCUCUCCAUGUGGGAGCGCCCCGAGGAGCUCGUGGAAAGAGCGGACGUGGACAGGAUCAUCCAGAGUCCCCCGCACAAACAGGGCAGGGAGCCCGAAAAGCCACCAGAGAAAGAAGAAAAGCCAAAGGUUGAAGAACCAAAGCCUUUGGAGGAAGAAAAUAAGGCGAAAAAGAGAAAGCUGGAGGAGCCGGAGCCGGAGAAGGAGGCGUCCAUGGAAGCGGAGAUCCGUGCGGCAAGGGAGAGGGCCACACUACCGCAGGAGACACGAAGUCAGCAGUUCAGUGAGAUGCUGUUGCAGAGAGGGGUUUCUGCUUUCUCUACUUGGGAAAAAGAACUCCACAAAGUGGUGUUCGACCCACGCUACCUUCUUUUGAAUCCAAAAGAGCGCAAACAGGCGUUUGACGAGUUUGUAAAAGUGCGAGCAGAGGAGGAGAGGAAGGAACGAAAGAACAAAAUGAUGCAGAUCAAAGACGACUUCAAGAAGUUACUCGAAGAUACCAAGGUGACAUCCAGGUCGAACUUUAGUGAGUUUGCCGCCAAGUUUGGGAAGGAGUCGCGGUUCAAGGCGGUGGAGAAGAUGAAGGAUCGCGAAGCUCUGUUCGUCGAAUAUGUCACAGCCUUGAAGAAGAAGGAGAAGGAAAGUGCCAAGUCCAAAAUGGAGAAAGUGCGCGGUGACUAUUUCGGCCUGCUGAUGGAGCAGCAUCUGGACGGGCAGUCACGCUGGACCAAGGCAAGGGAAAGGAUGGAGGGUGACAUGCGAUUCCAGGCCGUCGAGAGCUCUGGCCAGCGCGAGGAGUGGUUUCGACAGCAUGUCGAAAAACUGGCAAAGGCCGGGGACUCUGAGCGCGAGCGGGAGCUGGAGCGGCAGGCGCGCACGGAGGCAAGCCUGCGUGAGCGAGAGCGCGAGGUACAGAAGGCGCGAUCGGAGCAGACGCGCGAGAUCGACCGCGAGCGGGAGCAGCACAAGCGCGAGGAAGCCAUCCAGCACUUCAAGGCUCUCCUGUCCGACAUGGUGCGCUCUUCAGAGGUUAAUUGGGAUGAGACGCGGCGAUCGCUACGCAAAGACCACCGCUGGGAGCUGGCCUCAUUACUGGACCGUAGCGAGAAGGAGAAGUUGUUCAAGGAGCACGUUGAUGCCUUGUCCAAGCGCAAGAAGGAGCAGUUCAAGCAGCUCUUGGAUGAAACUUCGGAGAUAACGUUGACGUCCACAUGGCGUGAAGUCCGAAAGCUGAUAAAGGAGGACCCACGGUGUUCAAAAUUUUCAUCCAGUGACCGGAAAAAGGAACGUGAAUUUGACGAAUACAUUAAAGAAAAAAUGGUUGCAGCCAAAGCCGAGUUCCGAAAUCUACUGAAGGAAACCAAAUUCAUCACUUACAGGUCACGCAGGAUGAUUGAGGACACGGAGCAUUUGCGGGACAUCGAGAAGGUCCUGCAGAAUGACAAGCGCUACCUGGUGCUGGAGUGCGCGUCUGAAGAUCGGCGCAAGAUGAUCUUGUCCUACGUGGAAGACCUGGACCGACGUGGGCCACCACCGCCCCCAACCGCCUCCGAGCCCACACGCCGCUCCAACAAAUAAAGCACUCGCAUGUUCUCUGUAAGGCCCGGCCGUUCCCCCCCCCGCCCCGCUAACUGUUUUCGUGUCCCAUUUACAUCACAGCCAUCGUCCAAAAACAAACUGCCUAUAUCUGUGAAAUUGGAGCAACCCUCGGCUUGAAUUUAAAACGUGUUUUUUUAUUUAAAAACUGAAGUGUCUCUAAGCCCACACUGGUGUACAAGUUGUAGUUAUUUUGUUUUUAGCAGUUGAAAAAAAAACCUUAAAACACACUCAUUGACAAUGUGCUCUCCAUUUUUUUGUCAUCUCCCUUGUGUCAGAGGCAAUGUUCGAGUUUUGCAAGAAUUUUUGUAUAUCUGCCAUUAACACCACCAAUGAUCAUAUUAACAUCACAAAACACAGCUUAAAUUCAGUUAUGGAUUUCCCAGUGUGCUAUUACAUCAGGUUUAAAUCUUUACAAAGGAAAACUAUAUCCAGAAUUGUGAUGAGGCAUGUACAUUCAUUCAUUGUUUGGCUUAUAGUACUUGCUUUGGAGAGAGGUUUAUAUUGAUGCAUAGCAUAAGACGUUUUUGUUGCUUCUGACACCUUUAAAAUGCAAGCACAUAUUUGCGACUAAUAUGUGAAAGGCAAAUGUGUUUACUUAACUAUGCGCAUUAAGAUUUCACAGAUUAAGUUAAAUUGUUUUUAUCAAUGGGUCUAAAAUACACAGCAUAAUUACAUGGAGUGGCUGCUGUUGAAGUUCAUGUUUGUGUUCACAAUAUCACAAGGUGAUUAUUGUUGAGGGGUUGUGUUGAACCAUUGCUGGUGUACCAUGACUGCAGAUGUUGAAAAUUAAAACUUUUUCGUAUGUAAU
This is a messenger RNA of Lethenteron reissneri (Far Eastern brook lamprey), 4321 nucleotides long. RefSeq names its product transcription elongation regulator 1-like. Lineage: Eukaryota; Metazoa; Chordata; Hyperoartia; Petromyzontiformes; Petromyzontidae. The record is from RefSeq and is a predicted model, not a curated record. Gene Ontology annotation, molecular function: transcription coregulator activity; RNA polymerase binding. Gene Ontology annotation, cellular component: nucleus.